Molecule: messenger RNA, 1823 nt
Organism: Ostrinia furnacalis (Asian corn borer)
Lineage: Eukaryota; Metazoa; Arthropoda; Insecta; Lepidoptera; Crambidae
Product: juvenile hormone esterase-like
Exons: 3
Coding region: 43-1644 (533 amino acids)
Source: RefSeq, a predicted model, not a curated record
CAAGUGCAUAUUUGCUUAGAGACUGCUAGGGUUAACAGCAAAAUGAAGGUGGUAUUAGGAGUGAUUGUACUGAUCAGUUACGUCGCAAGUUCCAAUUUGAGGGUCGACCCUCUGGUGCUGAUCGAGCAAGGCCUGGUGAGAGGGCAAAGGGCCGAGGACGGCGACUACACUACGUUUUUGGGCAUUCCCUAUGCUGCCGUAGAUGAGAAUAAUCCAUUUGGUUCAGCGAAACCACCUGCUGCAUUUGAAGAAGAGAUUUAUAAAGCAAACGAUGGAACAAUCAGGUGUCCACAAACACUAUUUGUGAAUUUCACCCUAGGCGCAGGCACUGAGACCUUAGACUGUCUUCGAUUAAAUAUCUAUGUGCCUAAUGAAGCUACAUCCAAGAACCCUUUGCCCGUGUUGGUGUGGAUUCACGGAGGAGGUUUUGAAUUGGGAUCUGCAUCUUCCUACAAUGUGAUAAGUCUAGUAAACAAAGGCAUUGUAGUAGUUACAAUCAACUAUAGAAUGGGCCCAUAUGGCUUUAUGUGUCUUGAUGUCCCAUCGGUGCCAGGCAACCAAGGUCUCAAGGACCAGUAUGCUGCCCUGCAGUGGGUCAGGAACAACAUAGGAUCAUUCGGAGGCAAUCCUUACAACGUCACCGUAGCCGGCGACAGCGCUGGUGCAUGUUCUACUCUGCUACAUUUAUAUUCGUCUAAAGAUAAGUUGUUCCACAAAGUAAUAGUACAAAGUGGAACCCCACAAAAUGAAGGAAUGUUCGUGAAUGGAGAUGUAGAUGCUGCCAAAAAAUUGGCCAACUAUUUAGGCUUCAAUACCGAUGAUACCGAACAAGCUUUGGAAUUCCUUGCUAAAACCCCAUUCGAUUUAGUCACUGCUGCCACUGUGAAACUUGAUUUGCAAUUAAAACCCUGUCAAGAAAGAUCAUUCAGCGGUGUUGAAAAUUUUGUGGAAACAGAUCCUUAUAGCUUAUCUAAUGAAAAGAAAAUCAGCGGCACACCAAUUUUAAUUGGUCACACAAGCAAGGAAGAGAUGAGCCUGAUGAGCAGUUUUUACGAGGGCUAUUACAGAGAUGACCCAUUUUACACUAGAAUCCUCCUUAACUAUAACUUAAGCGAAGAAAAGGCGAGGAAGGUAGCAGACACUAUAAGACAUUUCUACAUUGGCGACAAGGAGAUUUCACAACAGCAAUUUUCGGAGUUCGGGGAUUUCGAGUCGGAUUUCAUAUUUAAUCAUCCUAUGCAAAGGAUGAUAACUAAAUUGUUGAAUGAAAGUCCAGCUGCCCUGUACCAAUACUUGUUUAGUUACGUGGGUAAUUCUGGAAAGGCGGGUGCAGGGCACGGGGAAGAAUUGAAGUAUCUAUUCCAGUCGAGUAGCUCUUCAGCAAGUGAAGAUGACAAACUCGUAGCUGAACGGAUGGUUGCCAUGUGGGCCAAUUUUAUUAAAACCGGAAAUCCUACACCAAGCGACGAUAGCACUCUCCCAGUGACAUGGACGAAGUCAAGCCUCGCCGUCAGGCCGUACCUGCUCAUAGACAAAGACUUGAAGAUGGAGAGCAGACUUUUCAACGAGAGGAUGGCCUUUUGGGACCUUUUCAACGAUAGCUACGGCACAUACAAUAAGCUUGCAAGAAAUUGUAAUAUUUAAUUUAUUCAAAAUGCUUAACUUUUGAAUAGUUCUCAAAGUUAUGGCCAAGCGCUUGCUUAAGGAUUAUGCUUUAUUAGAGCUUUAUAUCAAAAGUAGUUGAAAUAGUUAAUUGUUUAGCAGACCGGUCGGACCAGACUUGUAUAAAACGUAUAUCAUUUUUAUUAAAAUUCUUAAUGAAA